Molecule: messenger RNA, 2837 nt
Organism: Schistosoma rodhaini
Lineage: Eukaryota; Metazoa; Platyhelminthes; Trematoda; Strigeidida; Schistosomatidae
Source: the annotation of a GenBank genome assembly
UAUAAUAAAGUAAACAAUUUAAGUGGAUAGUUAUUUGUUCGUAACAAAUACGAAGUGUUUUGAUACUUCUGCGCAUGUUGUGGCAUUGCUAUUGCCGUAAGAUCGGUGAACUUGUAGGCACCUUCAUUAGAACGAAAACGGGAGGUGUAAUAAUAGCAACUGCAUGUGGAUCUGUUUUGUCUGGAGUACUUUACCUUACUGUCAAUGGUUAUGAACAUGUGAAAAUGAAGAAUGAAAAGGCUGAUACUAAACAUCUAUCGCUUGAGGAAAAGUUUCGUACCUUCGCCUCUCUGCAACUUAACGGCGUUUUGCUGAUGACCCCUUCAGAUUUCCUACGUUCUUUGGUUGGUGAUCAAAAGCAGGUCAAAAUGAUGAUUACAAAUGAACCGCAAUUUAUUGAGAAAAUAAUGGCUAAGGCAUCUAAGAAGAAAUACGGGUCUCGGUUUUUUAGAAACCUUCAAAACGAUGGGAUAAUAACAUUUUCGGAAUAUUUGUUUCUGCUCCAUAUACUAACAAAAACUCCUUCAGGUUUCGAAAUAGCAUUCAAGAUGCUUGACAGGGAUUUAAGCGGAUCUGUUGACGCUAGGGAAUUCAUGAUCUUGAAUCAUAUAAUUGCAGAGAGUACCGAUGAUAUGCCUGAUACCGAUAGAGGAGCAUAUGACCUUUUGCUUCCGUCAGACCAAGCUUAUAAUACAACUCUAAUGGCUCACCUAUUUGGCUAUAAUAAGGCUAAUAACUUGAGCUUUGAGGAAUUUAAAAGAUUCAUGUGUAAUGUUCAAACGGAAGCAUUAGAGGUUGAAUUUCAGGAGUUUUCUUCAGGCUCAUCUGCAAUUACACCAGUCGACUUCGCUCGUAUUAUUCUUCGUUAUACCACGGUAUCUGCUUCUGAGUAUGAUGCAUUCAUAAAUCGACUUAAAAAAGCUGUUCCACCGAAUAUAGCAAUAACCUUCAACGAAUUUCUGAAAUUUUUCAUGUUUUUAAACUGUCUGGAUGAUUUCGCACUGGCAGUAAAAAUGUACACUAUUGCAGGGCAGCCUAUAUCACUACCUGAAUUUAAGCGAGCUGUUAAAGCAUGCAUCGGUAAUGAAUUAAGCUCUGAUGUUUUAACAGUCUUGUUUGCCUUAUUUGAUCGUGAUGGAGAUAAUUGUCUUAGUUAUAAUGAAUUCAUUCACAUCAUGCGAGAACGACAUUCUGGAGGACUAUCGUAUGUUAAAUGAGCAAUGUAUGCUCGAAAAGGAAAUUACGUGGUUGUUAAAUGCAUAAAAAGCAACUACAUUUUGUCGUGCAGUUAUUAUUAUGUCACACAAUUGGAAAUGUUUAGAUUUCCGUAAGUGUCACUAUCAACGUUUGAGUAAUGCAACUAGAGUAAAAACUUCAUACAUUAGUUAAUAAAGCAGUUUAAUUUAUUACAAAAAUUUAAGUUUGCAUAAUUUAAUUGUAACGUGGAAAAAACUCUACAUUGUACUGGAUCAAAGAAACUAUACAUGAACUGUGUGGCCCCCAUCUGUCCUAACAACCUGAGCUUAAUGCUUUGUUCUUGGUAAAAGCCGUGCUGUUGAGUAUUUUAAACUGGUAAUCGGUUUGGAAUGAGAAAUGGUUAUGGUUUCUGAAUGGUGGUGGAUGUUAGAAUUAGGUGGUUUUCACUUGGUUUAUUAAAUGAAAGAAAUACUAAAUCCUCAUCAAGUCACUAACGACAUUCACUGAACUUGUGGACGAAAGUUAAAACACUUAAUCUGAUGACCGCGAUUUCAUAAACGAAAAAAUAUGUUUCGUUUCAUUUUUUAAACUACCAAAUAUAAUAUUAUGUGAUUUAGCUUUACACUUUAAUAGCUGCAGAUUUAAUUGUAGUCAGGAAGGAAAUUGGAAGAAACCGCCGUUUCACACUUUAUUAUCUAACAGCUACAUAAUUAAAUAAAGAUUUUUAUGCAAUAUUGAUGAUAUAUAGACCGUAUUCCAUACUAAGAAGGUGCUAGAGAGCUUCUCUUGGGUCAUCUUUUGAUGUUAAUUUUGUUUGAUGGAAUGGUUAAUAAGUUAAAGCAAGUAUGAAAAACAUUUUGGAGUUAGACGAUAUCCCAUCUGACUGGUCACAAUCACUUAUUGUCCCAAUAUAUAAGAAGGGGUCAAAAUAAUCCUGUGGUAAUCAUAGAGGGAUUAGUCUAACUAACAUAGCAUCUAAAAUACUUGCCACAAUAAUUAUCGGGCGCCUAACUAAGACUUGUGAACUGCAAACACGAAAAAAACAGGCCGACUUCAGGCCUGGUCGUGACUGUAUCGACCACGAAUUUACCAUUCAUCAGAUUUAGAACACAGGUAUUCUUAUCGGCAUCCAACAAUGAUAGUUUUUCCUGACUUAAAAGCAGUAUUUGACUAUGUAGACCGAGAGGUUCUGUGGCAGUGUCUGUCAUUGAGAGGUGUACCUCAGAAGUACAUAAACCAUGUGAAGACUCUUUACUCGAACACUACCAGUCGAGUCACAGCUUAUGGCGAACUGUCACCUGACUUCGCGACCACAAGUAAUGUCUGACAAGGCUGUGCACUAUCUCCAUUUCUGUUCAAUUUCAUCAUAGACCUACUGCUGGAAAUAACUUUCUCGUCGAAUGAACUUCCGGGGAUUAAUCUCCUACCAGGAGGUUCACUUAUCGACUUAGAAUACGCGGAUAAUAUGGUCCUGUUUGGUGAAGGCUCUGAUAAAAUGCAGAAUCUUCUGUCGGCACUGAGUAACAAUGCCAGGAUAUUUGGGAUGCGUUUCACCCCCUCUAAAUGUAAAUUGUUACUCCAUGAUUGGCCUACGUCAACACCUGAACUAAGGUUAUGGAGUGAAGUAGUCGAACGCGUCG